Epinephelus lanceolatus (giant grouper) is the source of this 2729-nucleotide messenger RNA. It is a transcript of the gene cxcr3.2, whose product is annotated as chemokine (C-X-C motif) receptor 3, tandem duplicate 2. Lineage: Eukaryota; Metazoa; Chordata; Actinopteri; Perciformes; Serranidae. Gene Ontology annotation, biological process: cell chemotaxis; immune response; G protein-coupled receptor signaling pathway. Gene Ontology annotation, cellular component: membrane; external side of plasma membrane. Gene Ontology annotation, molecular function: C-C chemokine receptor activity; C-C chemokine binding. The record is from RefSeq and is a predicted model, not a curated record.
CACAUAUAGGGACAAAUUACUUAAUUUCAUUAUGUGUUCUUUUUAAGUGCAUCUAACCAUAUAUAAAAACCACCAGCCUCUUUUUUGCUUCCUUUCUUCUUUACAAGAUCUCAGAGCGUAAGUAAGCAAGAAUUAAAUUUGUUUCUUUCAACAUGUACUACAUAUGAACAGAGCUCUACAUUCCGCCUGACCAAAUGUUUGCAAAGGUGCUGGAGAUAAAAAUCACUAAAAUCAAAACCAAAAACUAUCUCACGCUAGUUUUUGUUUGUUUGUUUUUUUUCUUCUAUAUUUUGACAUUUUCGUAGAUUUGUAUAAUCAGUAACAAUCUUAACCCACUUAUUACAAUACAGUCUGCGUGUAAAGCCUCGUAUCUCAAAGCAAGCAGAACAGAAGAUAGUGGAUUACUACUACUGCGAAAUUCCUGCCAACCCAGCACUUUCACUUCUCCUCCUUUUUGAAAGACUUGUUUUGCAAAACCAUUUUUCACUUCUUGAGGGAUAAAUUCCAAUAAAUUUAGUUCCCUUUUGAUAUUAUGACAUGUAAGAAUUGUAAUUGUAAUUCUAACAUAAAUUGGAUCUGGAGUAAAUGACGUAGAAUAUAGACAAGAGAAUAUUUUUCCAUUCACAGUAUCGUCAUUUAUAGUAUUAUCAGUCAUGCACUGUCUGUCUGAGUUUUAUCGCUGUCUGCAGCCACGUUUCAAAUAGAUAUGUCACAAUUUCCCUAUCACAGUCAUCCAUUCCCACUAGCUAUGUUUGCAUCUGUCUGAAAUGCGUAAAGAUUCAGUUCCUAAAAUUUUGACUUCUUCUUUCUGAUCAUCUGGACGAGUAUGAGGGAAAAAAAAGGAUGUUUACCCAUUGUGUUUGUGAGUGUGCUCUCCAGACUGUUGGAGGGUUUCAGGUGUUCUGCUGCCUCCUUGUCUGACACAAGUAUGGAUCAAGUCUUUGCAACCACAGAUUACUGGGACUAUGACGACUAUGACAAUUUUACCUGGUCCCCUGAAACGAGCAAGAGUCAUGCAGCCCCAUGCGAACAGGGGGACAUCUAUGGUUUUGCACAGAGGUACUCCCCUGUUGUGUUCAGUCUGGUGUUUGUCCUGGCUCUUGUGGGCAAUGUGCUGGUGCUGUGUGUGAUCCGACGCUACCGAAACUCUCAGUCUGGCGGAGCCUGCGCCUUCUCUCUGACAGACACCUUCCUCCUUCACCUGGCCAUUUCUGACCUCCUGCUGGCCUUCACCCUGCCCCUGUUUGCAGUGCAGUGGGCUCACGAGUGGGUGUUCGGCUUGGCUGUUUGCAAGAUCUCCGGUGCCCUCUUCUCCCUGAAUCGCUACAGCGGCAUCCUCUUCCUGGCCUGCAUCAGCUUUGACCGUUACCUGGCCAUCGUUCAUGCUGUCAGCUCCGGCUGGAAGCGCAACACCUGCCAUGCCCAGAUUGCGUGUGCCUUCAUCUGGGUGGGCUGCCUGGGCCUGAGUGUAGUGGACAUGUACUUCAAAGAGGUGGAGGAGGUGUACACUGUGGGCCAUCAGAAGACACUCAUGUGCCAGGUGUGGUUCACCGAGAACUCCACCCAGUGGCAGGUGGGGCUGCAGCUGCUCAGUGUGGUUCUGGGUUUUGGGCUCCCCUUGUUGAUCAUGCUCUACUGCUACAUCCGCAUCUUCAGGUCUCUCUGCAACGCCACUCGCCGCCAAAAGCGCAAGUCUCUCCACCUUAUCGUCUCCCUUGUGUCUGUAUUUGUCAUCUGCUGGGCACCGUACAACUGCUUCCAGCUGGUAGACAGUCUGCACAAGCUGGACGUGGUAGGAGGUGGUUGCCAGUUUGGCUAUGUGGUGGACAUCGGGACUGUGAUCACUGAAAGCUUGGGGCUGUCACACUGCGCCCUGAACCCUCUGCUGUACGGUUUUGUGGGGGUGAAGUUCAGGAGGGAGCUGGCCAAAAUGUGUAAAGGGUUGCUGGGACAGAGAGGCUUGCUGGGGAUGGAGGAAUGGCGCCACAGGAGGCGCGGAAGAGUCACAGGAUCUUUCAGCUCUGCAGAAAGCGAAAACACCUCAUACUCUGUCAUGGUGUGAGACUGGUUAGACACAGGAGGGGGGGGAUGAGGGGAGAUGAGUGUGUGGUUGUGGUUGUGUGUGUUUGUAAGGCAGGGGGUGGAGGGGGGCAGAGAGUAGAGUGUGAGCUGGAAUGAAAAGGGGACGAAAUAAAAAUAUAUUUGCAGCUUAAUUAAGACUAAAAAAUUGUUCUCAGGGGGGAAAGUGGUGCAUUUAUUCCACUGGUGCUUUGACAUCUAAUUGUUGGUAUGGUGCAGCUUACAUUGUUUUUUUUUUCUGUUUUUAAAAAAUACUGUAGUGAUAUCAUGAAGUGAGAGUAGAGCAUAGAGUAAACCAGAAGGCCACAUCCCACAUGCUGAUUUUGCUAAUGUUGUCACGUCACUUUUUAGUGAGAACUUGUUGAUUUUGUGUCCAUAGGUCAAAUUUUGGGAAACAUCUAGAUUUCUUCAUACUUGUAAAAAAGCUUGUUCAGCAGUUUAGGUGUAGCCUGGGGCUUCAGCAGUCAGAUCUCAUAUCUCUUGAACUUCUCAUUUCUGGUUAAUUUUUUUCAUCAUCCAUUUACAGUUGUGUCCUUUACAACACUGCAAAAGAGGGAAUGUAUACAGUGUAACUCAUUUUUAAUUUUGCAUAUUAGCAUACAUCAAAAUCUAUCCUCUGUGAUGUACAAAGUUUUUUAUAAUAAAUAUUU